GUUGUUGACGGCUGUGUGUUGUUCCUCCAACUCUCUCAGGACCCUGUUGAGUCGCUGACUGAUGAGGUCAUCGCCCAGCAGAUGGACGAGGACAUGGAGUUGGAGAGGCAGGUCCACGAGGACGAGGAGUUGGAGAGGCAGGUCCACGAGGACGAGGAGUUUGCCAAGACGCUGGCCAUGUUGGACCAGCAACCACACGCCAAGAAGGCUCGUAAAUACUCUGGUGAGGAUCUGGGGUCAGCCAACAAAAGUAGCGCUAACUCCUCCCACAGCAGCACUACCAGCCAAUCACAGUCCAAUGGGCGGGACCACAACCAGGACGUGAUCGGUCCGUCCCCUGAAAAGGUCCCCCCUCUUGUUAAGACCAGUUCCAAACUGUCCAUGAUGAAGAAAAGGGAGGAGGAAGAGGAAGGAGGAGGCAAGACAAAUCUGAGCAUCAAUGCGUCCGUCUCUCCCAAAAAGGAGUUCCUAACCCCUUCGAGCACAGACAGGAAGUCCAAGCUCAAAACAGGAAGCGUAACCAUGGUGACCACACCCACGACUCUUAAAACCUCCCCCAAGAAAGAGGUGAAACUUUUUAAAUCAACAGUUAUCGUUCAAGGAGCAGAGAACUGCCUGGAGGGAUGUGUGUUUGUGAUCUCUGGCGUGUUGAGAGUAUGGAACGGAGGACGCUAGAAAGUGCUGAUAGAGCGUUAUGGAGGGAAGGUGACCGGUAACAUCAGCAGGACAACAUACCUGGUGAUGGGCAGAGAUGGAGGAGCCGCCAAGACUGAGAAGGCGGAGGGGUUUGGAACUAAGAUCCUGGAUGAGGAUGGUCUGUUGGAGUUCAUCAGAAGAACACCAGGGAAGAAAUCCAAGUACCUGAUUGCUGCCGAGGCAGAGAACAAGGGAUUUAAGAGCAGAACCCCGGACACCAAGACCACCUCCCGCACCCCCAAACAGUCCCCCAAAACUCGCUCCAUGACCCCAGCCCCUCCAAACCUGGCUCGCGUGACCCUCCCAGGGAGGGGUACAGGUUCAGGGGUCAAACGAGGGCUGGACUUGGGGGGUAAGAGCCAUUCAUCUUCCUCCUCUGCCACUGUGUCUUUGCCCUCAUUCGCGGGUGAAGAUUUCAGUCUGCUGUGGGUGGAUAAGUACCGCCCCCAGAAUCUGAAGGCUGUGAUUGGUCAGCAGGGAGACCAGAGCCAAGCCAAUAAGUUGCUUCGCUGGCUGAAGAACUGGCACACCCACCAUGCAGUGGGAGGGGCUAAACCAGCAGGGAGAGGGUUUGGUAAGUUCACCAGUACUAAGGAUAAUGGUUCAAGCUUCAAGGCAGCCCUGUUAUCUGGACCUCCUGGCGUGGGCAAGACCACCACAGCUGCCUUGGUCUGUGAGGAGCUGGGCUACAGCUAUGUAGAGAUGAAUGCCAGCUGUACUCGCAGUAAGAACAGUCUGAAACAGGUGAUCGCUGAGUCUCUGAACAACACCAGUAUCAACAACUUCUACACAGGUUCGUCUCAGACAGUCAGUAGUAAACAUGUUCUCAUCAUGGAUGAGAUUGAUGGCAUGGCCGGCAACGAAGACCGCGGAGGAAUACAGGAGAUGAUCGGUCUGAUUAAACAGUCCAGGAUCCCCAUCAUCUGUAUGUGUAACGACCGUAAUCACCAGAAGAUUCGCUCUCUGGCCAACUACUGCUUUGACCUGCGCUUCCAGAGACCACGACUGGAGCAGAUCAAGGGUGCUAUGAUGUCCAUUGCUUUCAAAGAGGGUCUGAAAGUCCCGCCUCCUGCCCUCAACGAGAUGAUCCUGGCAUCCAAUCAGGACAUCCGACAGGUCCUCCACAACCUGAGCAUGUGGUCGGCUAAGGACAAGGUCAUGACCUACGACCGGGUCAAAGAGGACGCCAACAACGCACGCAAGGACAUGAAGUUGGGUCCGUUCGACGUGUGUCGGAAGGUGUUCUCCAAGGGGGAGGAGUCAGGUCACAUGACGUUGAUUGACAAGUCGGACUUGUUCUUCCACGAUUACUCCCUGGCCCCCCUCUUCGUCCAGGAGAACUACAUACAUGUUAAACCUGCUGCUGCUGGUGGUGAUAUGAAGUCCCACCUGGUCCUCCUCAGUAAGACAGCUGAUUCUAUCUGUGAUGGAGACCUGGUGGACAGACAGAUACGUUCCAAACAGGCCUGGUCUCUACUGCCCACACAGGCCAUCUAUUCCAGUGUGUUACCAGGAGAGUUGAUGAGGGGUUAUAUGACCUCCUUCCCCUUGUUCCCCUCCUGGCUGGGAAAGUUCUCCUCCGGCAAUAAACACUCCCGGAUCAUUCAGGAGCUGGCCUCUCACAUGAGCCUCAGGACAUUAAGUAGCAGACAGGCAGUGAGCCUGGACUACCUUCCGUACCUCCGCAUGGCCCUGUUGUGUCCUCUUCAGAGGCAGGGGGCGGAGGGGGCCGGUCAGGCCGUCCAGCUGUUAGACGACUACCACCUGGUCAGAGAGGAUGUGGACAGCCUCAUGGAGAUCAGCCUCUGGGGGGGGCAGCCUGACCCCUACGCUAAACUAGACCCCAAGGUGAAAUCAGCGUUCACGAGGGCCUAUAACCGGGAGACCCACCUGACACCGUACUCCCUCCAACCAAUCAAGAAGGGCCGUCGUGGCGGGGGGGUGGAGACAGAACCAGGAGGAGAAGGGCAAGAGGAACAGCCUGAGGAAGAGGAGGAGGAAGAAGGUGUUGCAGCUGACGCCAUGAUCAAAUUGAAGAAGGCCAAACCCUCCAAGGAGCCCAAGAAGGAGAAGACAACAGCCGGGGAUUCUGGGAAGGGCAAAGGCAAAGGAAAGGGCAAAGCCAGGAAGUGACCCCUAACCUCUGAGACAACAUCUCUUCUCUGACAUUCCGAAGAACAAACCCCUAAACAGUUUGACCAUCACCUACCUGGUCUUAUCACCGUGGCGACCGGAGACAGAACCCUGGCUCUCUUCGUGGACCCCUUUAAACUUAGGAUGUGCAUCCCAAAGCGGACCCUAUUCCCUAUACAGUGCACUACUUUUGACCAGAGUCCCAUAGGGCCCUGGGUAUAAAGUAGUGCACUACCUUUGACCAGAGUCCCAUAGGGCCCUGGGUAUAAAGUAGUGCACUAAAUAGGGAAUAGGGUCCGCUUUGGGACUUUACUAUAUCUUGUUAGCGCUGUGGAUUUGUAAAGAUCUGAAUGAUAACUGUGUGUGUGUGUGUGUGUGUGUGUGUGCGUGUGUGUGUCAUGUAAAUAUGUACCUUGUAGUAUAUAAAGAUGCUGUUGCUUUCUACUGCUCAUCGUAGACGGGAAACCUUUCUGGUCUGAACCGUCGAGACCAGCAGAUGGAUCAGCGAACGGCAGAACAGUUCUGGGUUUUUGUUGUAAAGAUUUACACUGAUAAAUGACGGCUGUAUUUACGGUAUUGAUUUACACUGAUAAAUAACGGUUGUAUUUACGGUAUUGAUUUACGCUGAUAAAUAACGGCUGUAUUUACGGUAUUGAUUUACACUGAUAAAUGACGGCUGUAUUUACGGUAUUGAUUUACACUGAUAAAUGACGGCUGUAUUUACGGUAUUGAUUUACGCUGAUAAAUGACGGCUGUAUUUACGGUAUUGAUUUACACUGAUAAAUAACGGCUGUAUUUACGGUAUUGAUUUACGCUGAUAAAUAACGGCUGUAUUUACAGUAUUGAUUUACGCUGAUAAAUAACGGCUGUAUUUACGGUAUUGAUUUACGCUGAUAAAUAACGGCUGUAUUUACGGUAUUGAUUUACGCUGAUAAAUGACGGCUGUAUUUACGGUAUUGAUUUACACUGAUAAAUAACGGCUGUAUUUACGGUAUUGAUUUACACUGAUAAAUAACGGCUGUAUUUACGGUAUUGAUUUACACUGAUAAAUGACGGCUGUAUUUACGGUAUUGAUUUACACUGAUAAAUAACGGCUGUAUUUACGGUAUUGAUUUACACUGAUAAAUAACGGCUGUAUUUACGGUAUUGAUUUACACUGAUAAAUAACGGCUGUAUUUACGGUAUUGAUUUACACUGAUAAAUGACGGCUGUAUUUACGGUAUUGAUUUACACUGAUAAAUAACGGCUGUAUUUACGGUAUAUAUUUACACUGAUAAAUGACGGCUGUAUUUACGGUAUUGAUUUACACUGAUAAAUAACGGCUGUAUUUACGGUAUUGAUUUACACUGAUAAAUAACGGCUGUAUUUACGGUAUUGUUUACACUGAUAAAUAACGGCUGUAUUUACGGUAUUGAUUUACACUGAUAAAUAACGGCUGUAUUUACGGUAUUGAUUUACACUGAUAAAUAACGGCUGUAUUUACGGUAUUGAUUUACACUGAUAAAUAACGGCUGUAUUUACGGUAUUGAUUUACACUGAUAAAUAACGGCUGUAUUUACGGUA
Messenger RNA from Oncorhynchus gorbuscha (pink salmon), 4392 nucleotides. RefSeq names its product replication factor C subunit 1-like. Gene Ontology annotation, molecular function: ATP hydrolysis activity; DNA clamp loader activity; ATP binding. Gene Ontology annotation, cellular component: nucleus; DNA replication factor C complex. The record is from RefSeq and is a predicted model, not a curated record. Gene Ontology annotation, biological process: DNA replication; DNA repair. NCBI's taxonomy places the organism in Eukaryota, Metazoa, Chordata, Actinopteri, Salmoniformes, Salmonidae.